AUUAUUGCAGGUGAGAAAAAGAAUGACGAAUAAGUUGGACAAGAUCAGCCAGUUACCAAGGGACAUAACGGACCAAAUUCUGUCGCGCUUGCCGAUCAAGGAGGCAGUGAGGACUAGUAUUUUGUCGAGAAAGUGGAGGUACAAAUGGUCCUCUGUUCCACAACUUGUGUUUGAUGACCGAUGUACCAAUUGUAGAGGAGUUCCUUCUCUUCUCCCAUCUCUGCAUGAAAACUUGGUGAAGAUAAUUGACAAGGUUCUCUUGCUUCAUACUGGCCCAAUACAAAAGUUCAAGCUCUCUCACAAAGAAUUUUGCGCCCCGAGUGACAUAGACCAUUGGAUUGUUCAUCUAUCCAGAGUGUCCAUCAAAGAAAUCAUACUCGACAUCUGGAAAGGGCAGUAUUACAAAAUUCCCACCUCCUUAUUCAAUUGCCAAGAGUUGAUUCAUAUGGAACUGUAUAGAUGUUUGGUGAAAAUCCCGUCGACGUUUGAAGGAUUAAUGAAGUUGGAAAGUUUGGAUCUUCAGUACGUUGAGCUGUCUCAGGACGGGCUUGAGGCUCUGAUUUCUCUUUGCCCCCUACUAAAAUGUUUGAAGUUGAGGAACUUAGAGGGGAUUACGCGAGUGAACAUCAAAGCUCGCAACCUCAAGUUGCUUGAUCUUAGAGGAGCAUUUCAGGAUGUUGCCUUCGGUUUUAUGAAACGUUUAAAGUCAGUCACGAUAGGUUUCUCUGAUGAUAUUGCUAACAAACGUGGACCCAACCAUGCCAACUCGAGCAAUCUACACAAACUCUUUCGACAUUUGCCCAAAAUUCAGAGUCUCAAGUUUGAAAAUUACUCACUCAAGUAUUUGGCUGCUGGAAAUGUUCCACAGACACUGCCUAAUGAACCCGUUCAUUUGAAUUACCUCUUCACAUGCAUAGACUUCAAUAGUGUAGAGGAGAUUUUGACUGUUCUCUGCCUGAUUAGAAGCUCUCCUCAGUUGAAACAAAUAGAUUUUCAAAAUCGUGCCAAGGAUCAACAGACUACAAGGAUUGGGACAAUGGCCGGCUUUUGGGAAGACCACCACGCGUGUUGCCUAGAACAAGUACAAGUUGUAUCAAUGGUUGGGAUUUCUGGCAGUGAGCGAGAGCUGGAAUUGAUGAAGUUUAUGCUUACUAGCACGUCGAACCUACAAAAGAUGAUGAUUCGGCCUAAUUCCACGAGUGGAGAAGGCAAGUUGCUCAGGGAAUUGCUGCGGUCUCGGCGAGCCUCAGCGCAAGCAGAGGUGAUCUUUCUCUGAUCCUGUUGAUCCGGAAGCCAGCCCUCGUUAAAAUGAAUCACACGUAGGAGUAACAGU
Molecule: messenger RNA, 1333 nt
Organism: Syzygium oleosum
Lineage: Eukaryota; Viridiplantae; Streptophyta; Magnoliopsida; Myrtales; Myrtaceae
Product: F-box/FBD/LRR-repeat protein At1g13570-like
Exons: 3
Coding region: 23-1276 (417 amino acids)
Molecular function (GO): protein binding
Source: RefSeq, a predicted model, not a curated record